UAUUAGUUGUCGGUAAUGUCAUCGUUCUUCAAUCUCCAGGCCCUCGGGGCCCUAUUGAUAUGUCACGAAAAUGCCCAAAGUAUCAAUCAUAUUUAAACUUUUUCUCUAGGGCGGAAAAGUGGAAAUUUUUUGUAUGAUGUGUGUGUAAUUGUAUAUGUACAUAAUACAUAAAAAAUUUCAUUUUUCAAGUUUCCGCUCUAAAGUAAAAGUUAGAUCGAUACCCAGGGCUAAUGGUCUUUAUAUAUUGGGUCAUCUAAAAAGUAUUCGCGGUACUUCGUCACUAGAUAUAUGACCAUCAACACACAUCUAGUUAGAUGACCCAAUAUUAGGUCGAGUCAUAAAUAACUUCCGAUACGGCUAGGUAGAAUCUACUCAUCGUAUCUACCCAUUAUAAGUCACCGGGACAAACGAUAACCCCUAAAAUGGAGAGUGAAAAAGUGCAUAUUCGUCAUGUGAUGCUUUGGGAAUUUAAACAAGGCAAUAGUGCUAAGGGGACAGCUGAAAAAAUAUGCAGUGUAUACGGUGAAGGUCUAAUAAGCGAUCGGACAGUUAGACAUUGGUUUGCCAAAUUCCGUUCUGGAGAUACGACUUUAAAGGACGGACCGAGAGCGGGACGUCCUUCCGACCUUGACGAUAAGCUUUUAAAGGCAAUGUUGGAGCAAAAUCCACGUCAAUCAACAAGAGAUAUAGCAGGAAGGUUGAAUACAUCACAAUCAACUGUUUGCCGCCACCUGGAGAAAUUAGGGAAAAUCAGCAAGUUAGGAGUAUGGGUACCUCACAAUCUCAGUGAACGGAAUAAAGAAGAUCGCGAUUCAAGAAAAAAUUCUUGAACUUGAAUGUCCAAACCAACCAUAUUUUACAAAGAAGGAAUUGAUAAGCUGUCAGAAAGAUUGGAGAAGAUCAUACAUAAUAAAUUAAUAUAACUUUGUUAUUUAAUGAAAGCAAAAUAAAUGUCUGAUAAAAAAACGGAAGUUAUUUAUGACUCGACCUAAUAAUAAUAUCUCGUUGAUGUCAAUACUAAAUAAAGUAAUAUAAUUAAUCUAA
This is a messenger RNA of Acromyrmex echinatior (Panamanian leafcutter ant), 1044 nucleotides long. Its product is annotated as histone-lysine N-methyltransferase SETMAR. Gene Ontology annotation, cellular component: site of double-strand break; condensed chromosome; nucleus. NCBI's taxonomy places the organism in Eukaryota, Metazoa, Arthropoda, Insecta, Hymenoptera, Formicidae. The record is from RefSeq and is a predicted model, not a curated record. Gene Ontology annotation, biological process: DNA integration; mitotic DNA integrity checkpoint signaling; double-strand break repair via nonhomologous end joining. Gene Ontology annotation, molecular function: single-stranded DNA binding; DNA topoisomerase binding; single-stranded DNA endonuclease activity.